Vespula pensylvanica (western yellowjacket) is the source of this 823-nucleotide messenger RNA. RefSeq names its product anaphase-promoting complex subunit 10 (gene APC10). NCBI's taxonomy places the organism in Eukaryota, Metazoa, Arthropoda, Insecta, Hymenoptera, Vespidae. The record is from RefSeq and is a predicted model, not a curated record. Gene Ontology annotation, cellular component: anaphase-promoting complex. The transcript is spliced from 3 exons. The coding region runs from base 140 to 709 and encodes 189 amino acids. Gene Ontology annotation, biological process: protein K11-linked ubiquitination; anaphase-promoting complex-dependent catabolic process.
GUCAACCGUGUCGCUACAGAUUUAUGUUAUUACAUUGCACUGCUUUAUUAAUACAUAUAAAGAAAUGUAAACAUUUCGAAAAAAGAUAUAAAAUCGUUAUAUUGAAAAAAAUGCCUCUCGAAUAAAAUAUAAUUUAACAAUGAGUAACAAAGCUAACAACACAGGAGAAACAGAUCCUGUGCAAGAAGAAUUAGCUGGUAGAGUGAGAGAAGUAGGUAACCAUGCAAUAUGGAGUUUAUCUAGUUGUAAACCAGGUUUUGGUGUCGAUCAAUUGCGAGAUGAUAUCACAGAAACAUAUUGGCAGUCUGAUGGGCAACUUCCACAUUUGGUGAAUAUACAAUUCAAAAGAAAAACAACGAUACGAGACAUAUGUAUUUAUACGGAUUACAAGCUUGAUGAAAGCUAUACUCCAAGUAGAAUAAGUAUUAGAGCAGGUACAAAUUUCAAUGACCUUCAAGAAGUUGAAGUCAUGGAUCUUAAUGAACCAAGUGGAUGGGUGGUUAUUCCUAUAAAAGAUAUAAAUGAACGACCUAUUAGAACAUUUAUGAUUCAGAUAGCUGUUAUAAGUAAUCAUCAAAAUGGCAGAGAUACUCAUAUGAGACAAAUUAAAGUUCAUUCUCCAGCACAAGAUGUUCUUGGACCACCUGCUCCUUAUAUGCCAGGACAAUUCCUUACUAAUGAAUUUCUACGUUAUGCUACAGUCAGAUAGAUUACUAUUUAUAUAUUUGUAUUAUUUUAUUUGUUACAGUAAGAAAAUACAUUUAACAUUUAUAUUGAUAUCCCUUCAGUUUCAUAAUAUCAAUAAAGUAUCAUGAUAUCCUUA